UAAGGUAAGGUCAUAGUUGGUGUAGUCUCUGGUUAAGUGAUUUCCUAUUUGUUUUUAUAUGGGUUGCCCAUGUGAGGUGUCUAUAUCUAGGUACAUUCCGAGAUAUUUUACUGACUGAGCAGGUGAUGGUAUUUCUCUAUUGUUGAUGUAAACUAAAGGGCAAUCUCGGGGACGUAAUGUAAAAAGUUAUGUGAAUUAUUUCGAUUCAUUUAGUUUUAUUUUCCAUUUAAUAAACCAACUUUGUAAUUCAUUAAGAUGGUUCUGGAGGUGAAGGGAUGCUGUGUACGGAUUUUGAUCAGAGGCUAUUAUAUCCGUAUAGUCUGCAAAAGUUCCAAGAGUUGUGGCAUCGUUAUGUGGAAUAUUUGAGGUGUAGAUGUACAGAGUUGGUGCGAGGAUUCUUCCUUGGGGUACUCCGGCAUUAAUUGAACGAUAUUCAGAAAAAGCGUCGUCAGAGAAAACUGAAAACUAAGUACAAAAAAAGACAAUGGCAGUAUGGCACAUGUUAAAAAUCUGUCUCCCGAGGACUGAAGAUCAAAAAUUCUAAACUUACUGUUACCUAUUUACUAGCAAGCUACUAAUUACGACAUCAUGUGGUAACGUAUAAAAGUUAAUAACCUUGUCAUGUGGACAGGCGAAUGCGAAUAAAUAGUUCGACACACGAUUUAUUUAUUAUUUAAAUCGUAGUUCCGGGUUCGACAGUCUUAUCGAUUUUUAUUCAUGUUUCUGCCUCACCGAGUUUAUUUAUCACACUAUCACACUUAUCAUCAGUUAUCAGUUUAUCAUCUUUUUGUCUAUUACUCUAUAGUCUAUUCGAAUCUCGAGAUUUCGAAACAACAGACAAUGUCGAAUAUUUUGCAAAGACUUUUCGGUCGACAUCGGCUCCCUCUUGCCUCGACCGUUCUCACGAAUUAUUUGCGACAAACUAAUGAGCCACCGUGGACAUCAUUUUUUGUCAAAUACACCUCGGUAAUCGACGACCAACGAGGUCGGUCUCACUUCAAUUGGAAAACUGGUGACUCGAACUAUCACGUUUUACGCUCCGGCUGUUUCCCGUAUAUAAAGUACCAUUGCACCAAAAGACCGUACAAAGAUCUGCGAAUAGAUGACCGAUUGUUUAGUGUUUUAAAAAUCAUCAACUUGGGUAUACCAUUGUUUUUGUAUGGUUUAUCUGCUGUUUUUAUGAUUUCAUAUAAAGAAUUAGUGAAGACACCUAAAGGAGAUGUUUAUAUUUAUUUUCUUUUAAAAGAAGACAAAGGUUCAAUGCAUUAAAAUAUUUUUAAAUUUAAAUAUAGGUAGUAUGUUUUAGAUGAAACUGAAAUUAAUUUUGUAACUUUCUAAAUUAUCUAGUUAUUUAAUUAAAGUACUAAACAUAUGAUAAUUAAUGUUUAUAAAAUAAUAUAAAUUAUCAUAAAAAAAAUUACUUGUAAUGUGAUUAGCUUGUGUUAUUUAUAUUAUAUUAUUAAGUUGUAAUAUAAUUUAAAAAAUAUUAAGUUAAAGUUUGGUCUUCCAUUUAAACAUAUUUUUUAUGAUAUUACAAAUAAAAUAAAACAUGUA
Rhopalosiphum padi (bird cherry-oat aphid) is the source of this 1554-nucleotide messenger RNA. RefSeq lists its product as uncharacterized. The record is from RefSeq and is a predicted model, not a curated record. The transcript is spliced from 2 exons. Lineage: Eukaryota; Metazoa; Arthropoda; Insecta; Hemiptera; Aphididae. Bases 718 to 1269 code for a protein of 183 amino acids.